Messenger RNA from Astyanax mexicanus (Mexican tetra), 2089 nucleotides. RefSeq lists its product as uncharacterized. Lineage: Eukaryota; Metazoa; Chordata; Actinopteri; Characiformes; Acestrorhamphidae. The coding region runs from base 89 to 1789 and encodes 566 amino acids. The transcript has 10 exons. The record is from RefSeq and is a predicted model, not a curated record.
AGCACUCAGAUAGAAACAGAGCUGAGGAGGAUGAGAAAGUUGUGUCUGUUCUGUUAGGACUCUGUAGAAGGACUGUAACUGUCUGAGGAUGACAAUGGCGCAGUGUCUGUCUUCGCACAACUUAAUAGUUCUGCUCCUGUUGGUGCUCACAACAGAAAGUAAAGAAUGUGAAAAGUGGGGGCCGGUCACAGCAGUGCAGAAUUCUGCAGUUACGCUUAGGUGUCCUCUAUCUUCACCACAGCCUGGAAUCACACAGGUCUUCUGGGAGGCUGUUCAUGGUGACAAAACAGAACGUAUUAACCAGUGUCCCCCAUCCUGCCCCCCAGCGGGCAACAACAACAGAACCCAGCGGUGUGAGAGAGUGAGAACUGUUCAGGAUAAUGCAACAGGAACAGGAACCCUGACCAUUAGUCCUGUAAACUCCCAGGAUGCUUCUUGGUAUCGGUGUACAGUGCAAACUGGCAAUGUGAAAAAUUGCUCUGAAGUAAAGCUAAACGUUAAAGAUGAGCCUCCAGUUCAGCACCUCACUAAAGGCUGUACAAUUAUUGAUCAAUUUCAUGCCGUGGUGAACUCAACCCUCACAUAUUCUGCCCCUGUGCCACAUCCUAAUGCCACACAGAUCGUGUGGGGGAUCAAUGAAGGAGAUCAGGUAGUUCCUAUAACCCGCUGCCCUUCACUCUGCACCUCCAGCAUAACCCGGAGACCCCUGUGUGAGAGAGUUCAGACAGUAGAAUAUGCUGCAUCAGGGAAAUCAUCACUGACUAUCAGUCCUGUAGAGGAAACAGAUACUUUGUGGUUAUCGUUCAUUGUGAAUGCUUCUUCAUGCUACACAUUUAGGCUUCACGUCAAAGAAAACAACUCUCAAACAACUAAAGAAUGUGAAAAGUGGGGGCGGGUCACAGCAGUGCAGAAUUCUGCAGUUACACUUAGAUGUCCUCUAUCUUCACCACAGCCUGGAAUCACACAGGUCUUCUGGGAGGCUGUUCAUGAUGACAAAGAGGAACCUAUUAACCAGUGCCCCCCAACCUGCCCCCCAGCGGGCAACAACAACAGAAUCCAGCUGUGUGAGAGAGUGAGAACUGUUCAGGAUAAUGCAACAGGAACAGAAACCCUGACCAUUAGUCCUGUAAACUCCCAGGAUGCUUCUUGGUAUCGGUGUACAGUGCAAACUGGCAAUGUGAAAAAUUGUUCUGAAGUAUAUCUAAAAGUUAAAGAUGAGCCUCCAGUUCAGUCCCUCCCUAAAGGCUGUACAAUUAUUGAUCCAUUUCAUGCCGUGGUGAACUCAACCCUCACAUAUUCUGCCCCUGUGCCACAUCCUAAUGCCACACAGAUCAUGUGGGGGAUCAAUGAAGGAGAUCAGGUAGUUCCUAUAACUCGCUGCCCUUCACUCUGCACCUCCAGCAUAACCCGGAGACCCCUGUGUGAGAGAGUUCAGACAGUAGAAGAUGCUGCAUCAGGGAAAUCAUCACUGACUAUCAGUCCUGUAGAGAUCACAGACAGUUCAUGGUUAUCAUUCAUUGUGAAUGCUUCUUCAUGCUACACAUUUAGGCUUCACGUCAAAGAUGAGUUCUCCCAUGGGCAUAAGAUUAAAGGUUUUUCACAUCCAACACCCAGCCCUCAAACACUGCCGACCCAGCCAACAAACACUGAGGAAACUGAGGUACUUCACUUGACUGUGGUUUUUACCCUGGCUUCACUUGGCUUUGUGUGCACCUUACUGACCUUAAUUGCAUGUGCAUCAGUGUGCCAGAACAAAAGAGAAGAAAGAGGUAUGCAACACGGUAUUUAACUUCUAUACUUUUAACCAUGUAAUAAAUAUAACCAUGUAAUAAAAUGUGAAUUUCUUCUGUGACGGGAAUCUUUAUUUUUUAGUGAAUUAGAUAUUUCAAUAUGCAGCAUCAGGAAAUGCAUCACUGAAAGUCAGCCCUGUGGUUUUGAUCUACAGUGAAUGCUUCUUCUUGCAAUACAUUCAAUCAUUUUAUCUCAAACACCUUUUAAACAUUUGAUCUCCUAAUUGUUCUCUUAUAUAUUUACAGUAGAUUAGGUAUUUGAAGGUAAAGAUUCCCAUUGUAAAAGAAAAGUAUAUUUA